UUAACAUAAACUAAAACUCUAUAUCAACAUGUCUGGACGCGGUAAAGGAGGCAAAGUCAAGGGAAAGGCAAAGUCCCGUUCAUCUCGUGCUGGUCUCCAGUUCCCGGUAGGCCGUAUUCACCGUCUACUGCGCAAGGGAAACUAUGCCGAACGCGUCGGUGCUGGUGCUCCCGUGUAUCUGGCAGCCGUGAUGGAAUAUUUGGCUGCUGAAGUGUUGGAAUUAGCAGGAAAUGCUGCCCGUGACAACAAGAAGACCCGAAUAAUUCCACGUCAUCUGCAAUUGGCCAUCCGUAACGACGAGGAGUUGAACAAACUUCUGUCCGGUGUCACCAUUGCCCAGGGAGGUGUCCUGCCAAACAUUCAAGCCGUUCUGCUGCCCAAGAAGACCGAAAAGAAAGCCUAAAUUAUUUUCACCACCUAUCGAACAAAAACCGUCCUUAUCAGGACGAACAAAAUU
This is a messenger RNA of Wyeomyia smithii (pitcher-plant mosquito), 457 nucleotides long. RefSeq names its product histone H2A. Gene Ontology annotation, cellular component: nucleosome. The record is from RefSeq and is a predicted model, not a curated record. Gene Ontology annotation, molecular function: structural constituent of chromatin; DNA binding; protein heterodimerization activity. The transcript has a single exon. The coding region runs from base 29 to 403 and encodes 124 amino acids. Lineage: Eukaryota; Metazoa; Arthropoda; Insecta; Diptera; Culicidae.